GUUGCUUCCCCUUACUCUCAUCGUAAGAAGACUGCAAAAGAUCGUCCUGUCGCUGUCAACAUGCCGUUCAUGCUGGAUAUACAGCUCGUUGUACAGGGAUUCCUGUACUUGACAACUUUUGUCUUGGGUUUUGUUGUGUCUAUACCACUCGGGGUUACCACGAUAAACUUCGGUGGACAGUGUAUUCUUUAUGGAGACAUUAAGUGGCAAAAUGCAACAUAUUUUAAGUACACGCCAACAGACAUGCACAACUGCAACUUUUCAAUAUAUCUCAAUGUGUUCGGGUGUAUCUUCUACAGCCUUGGGAUGGUAAUCUACCAUGGCUAUGCCCUGACAAGGAAAGACCCAAACAUCGGGUCACAGAUGUGGGUGAUGCCCUUCAUCCUUGUGAAUGCCCUGUUGACUGUUGUAAUAUUCAUAUCAUCCUGUAUGAUCAGUGUGGGCUUCAAGGAGUUCUGUGACGGCCUGCUCCGAGGCACAGAUAAGGGUGCUACUGUCAAUAGCUGUGCAGAUGGCCAGAGGUGGAACUGGAACAAAUUCGGCACCAACUACACGACUGACACCUAUUUCACCUAUCUCACAGUGACUCAGACUGCUACAUGGAUAUCGUUCCUGGUUUGGGCAGCUCAGGUCAUCCUGGGAAUAUUCCGAUUUGUUCGGAACCGGCGCUUGCGAUCUAAAGACCAGUUCCAAGACCCAGCACCCAGCAUAGAUUCGCCAAACAAGACACCAUCAGACUUGGAGAACUUUGCAUCGGUACAACCUUCAGCGUGAUGCUAGUUUCAGAUAAUUACGUGACACCAUCUCAAGCAUGGUGGCUAGUAGGAGGAUAACGAUACCCCUACCUCGCGUAUCAACACAUACUGCGAUACUUGAGUCAUGACAUGAUAUGUAUUGCAAUACUUGGUUUGUGCUGUGUUUGUGUGAACUUCACAUUCCAUGUGGCCUGGCUAACAAGUGGUUGAACUGUCAACCAGCUUAUAUUUAACUUGGGUUAAAUUGAUGAUAAUAUUCUGUUUUGUGAUAGCGGACGGGCCUAAGGGUAAUGCUAACCUGAGUAGUUAUCAGGCUGGCUUGUUGCAAACAGCCAACCAGCUUAUAUAUAUCUUGGGUUAAAUUGAUAAGACUCGUUUUUAUUAUGAUAAUAUUCUGUUUUGUGAUAGCGGACGGGCCUUAGGGUAAUGCUAACCUGAGUAGUUAUCAGGCUGGCUUGUUGCAAAAAGAUACUGCGUUAACCCUCAGGCUGCCAUAUAGAAAUAUCCUGUGCACUAUCGCUGUGCUGAGUUUUCUUGCGACGUUUGGAAAAAUGCAUACCUUCGUCUAAAAACUACACAACAUUACAACGGCAAAACCCACAAUUUCCAAAUUUCACACUAUAACAGUUCAAUAAUAUCUCUAACUUAUUAUGUAAAUAUUAUAACGCUUUAACUUGAUUAUGGGUAUAUAAUAUUUAUUGCAAAAGUGAAGUUUAACAAAAUGUCCAGGGUGACUAUUUUGUUCACAUUGCACAUUGGGUCAUUAGUGCGUUUCAUCAGGUUCUCUCAUGAAAAGUACUGCAAAGCGAUCUUCAGCUUCAGCUGCCAUUUUGUGUAAGGUUUCAGCAAAGCAGUUGUGGCACCUUUUGUGUUUUUGCAGACUUUGAGGUUUAAGAAGCGUUAAUGGAAUAUCUAAGCAUUCAUAUCAAUAUGAAAAAUGGCAAUGUUUAACGCAGACUGUUGUUUACAGAUGUCAGUAUGUAUGUAUGACUGAAGGAUUGUUUUGUAUCACACUUUGUGACUCGAUGUGAGCAACAUUAUCUUGUACAAAUACAGGGGCGGUCGAAUAGCCUAGUUGUUAAAACGUUCACUCGUCACGUCGAAGACCUGGGUUCGAAUCCCGACAUGGGUACAAUGUGUGAAGCCCAUUUCUGGUGUCCCCCGCUGUGAUAUUGCUGGAAUAUUGCUAAAAGCGGCGUAUAACCAUACUCACUCACUCACUUGUACAAAUACAGAGAAGAAAAAAGUAACUGCGGGACAAUUGUCCAGAUGGCAUCCAGGGGGUUAAAACAUGAACUGGUACAUGGGUAGGCGUAUUGUGUAUUAUACUGUCAGGUGGAUAUUCAUGAUGGAUCUUUAGUGGCUAGAACAUGAAAUAUAAAAAAAAUUAUCUAUUUUUUACAAUGUUCAUGUGUACUUAUUUACAAAAUUAGAUUGUCCAAAAAAUAUUUUCAUCAGUAUUGUAGGCAAAUGUUAUAACAUGUUCUGGAUAAAUGACUUUGUUCAAAGUUUAUUGUAGUUAUUAGAGUAGUGAUGGCAAUUCAUUGUGCAGAGUUGUUCCCCUUAGGUGUGGCAGAAUCUUAUGACUAUGGGUUUGAAUCCCAGAUCCGCGCUGAUCGUGAUGUCAGCACCAUACCUGUGCUCAGGGUUUUUUGCCAUCUUAAACCUACAUCACUUGGGGCUUUCUUCCCACAUCAAGCUCACACGCCAUGAUAUAACUGAAAUACUGUUCAAAGUGACUAACCAAAACUCACUCACUUUUAGAAUAAAACUUAUUUGUGAUGUAUGCCCUAACGAUUGUUUUGUCCAUAUACAAAAUGUGCAAAUAAUCAAACAUAGAUUUGUUGCAGGGGUAGCUUCCCUGCACUAUUCAGCAAUAAUCAUGAUGUUGUAUUUCACAUGUCUCGACACAUUUAAAGGGUUUUUUAAGCCCCUCUACUUCAGGCACAUACUACUUACCUGUGUUACUUUCACACAACUGUCACAACUUGUUUGUAUUACUGGCUUCGUCCCAGACUGGGUUACGGGUGUCAUGUGAAGCUUCGUUGAAUAUUAACGCAUUUAUUUUUUAAAAUUAUUUGUAUCAUGAAAAUUGGCAAAACGUAUGAUUAUUUUUGUCUUGCAUUAGGACUUAGUGAAAACUUCGAGCUCAUUGACAUAACUAUAUGACAUGACACUUUUACACUGACAGUGAAUAGAUGGAAAUAGUUGUUCUUGGUUAGUAUGUUUUAGACUUGUGUAUUUUGGGGGAAUAAGAACUGCCUCAUUCUCAGACAGUGUUAUCAUGGUUAUGGUUGUAGGCUUAGAUUCCUGUAAGUUUCCCACACCUGUUUGAAUUACUACAUAACUCAGUGACAAAUAUAGGAGAGUUUCAGUAUAUUAAUGUCACUAUUUCUAUAUGUGUUGUGUCCCUGUUGAUGUGUUCACGGUCGAAAGGUAAGAAACAUUAUACAAGCAGGCAAUAUCUUGUUUUGGUGUAGAAAUUUGGACAGCCUGGUUGUCAAAGUAAUUAUUUGAUAUUUGUUAUUGUUAUUUUUAGUUAUUGUAAUUAAGGGGAAAAUGAGAUGUUGAAGUGUUUGUGUGAAUCACCCCAUAUUGCUGUAGUUUAGUCCAUGAAGCUUUCUUUUUUUUUGUCACAAAUGUUUUCAAAUGUUCUAUAUAUAUAUGCCCAUAUUUUAUUUUUGUUAGUGUUAAGUCAUAAUACUGUAUGUCAAGUGUGAUAUGUCAUACAUCCACUAUACAUUUGUGAAUAGAUAAUAAUGUCCUUUUAUCAAGGAUAUACUGAAGAUCAAAAGAAGCUUCUCAAGGUCCCUUAUUUCCUGCGAUCAGCAUAUCUGCAUAUACUUCUUAUUAGCUCAGAAAUGUAGUAUGAGUAUUAUUCCAUGUCUUGAAAUACAUGAAGAAAACAAGGAUGUAAUACUUAAACAUGUACUAACAAGCAAAAGUAACUGUGAUCAUAAUUUAUUGAUAACUGGAAAUUUGUCUUCUACCUGUACUCAACAAAACACUUGUCAGUACUGUGAAGAGGUUCUGGGAUGACAAUUUUGGAGUUUUGGCAUUAAAAAAGAAUGUUUUCCAAUGUUCUUUACUUUUCCAACUGCUAUACAUCGCGUAUGGGGAAUGUGAAAUAAUCAUACAUUCACCAUAAUUUGUGUUUAAAAAUAUUUAUUAGCGCAAUAUUAAAUUUUUGUUCAAUUUUAUUGUAAUAUAC
This is a messenger RNA of Haliotis rufescens (red abalone), 3966 nucleotides long. RefSeq names its product transmembrane protein 179B-like. The transcript is spliced from 5 exons. The record is from RefSeq and is a predicted model, not a curated record. The coding region runs from base 61 to 774 and encodes 237 amino acids. Lineage: Eukaryota; Metazoa; Mollusca; Gastropoda; Lepetellida; Haliotidae.